Emiliania huxleyi CCMP1516 is the source of this 426-nucleotide messenger RNA. RefSeq lists its product as hypothetical. The transcript is spliced from 3 exons. The record is from RefSeq and is a predicted model, not a curated record. Lineage: Eukaryota; Haptophyta; Isochrysidales; Noelaerhabdaceae. The annotation marks the transcript as partial.
AUGCCUCCCUCGCGCGCGCUAGCGGCUCGGCGAGGUCGGCCGGCGCGAGCACAACCCCAAGACGAUGCCGUAAGCGGGUGGCUGCGCCGCCGCUGCGCCGUCGGGGCGACGGCGACGGCGGCGACGGCGGCAGCGGGCCGGGCAGCGGCGGUGGCGGUGGCGGUGGUCAGGGCGGCGGCGUCGAGGGCGGCGGCGUCGAGGGCGGCGGCGGCGACGGCGGCGGCGGGCUCGGUGGGGGCGGCGACGAGGACUGCUCGGCCUGUGGCGACAGGCUGCGGCGGCGAGGGCAGCGGCGACGUCGGUGGCGGAAGUGAGGGAAGCGGCGGCAUCGGCGGCGGCGGCGACGUCGGCGCCGGACUCAGGAUGGCGCCGGGCUACGCGGCGGCGGCGAGGGCGGCGGCGCCGAGGGGAGGCGUCACGGCGGCA